Urocitellus parryii (Arctic ground squirrel) is the source of this 1926-nucleotide messenger RNA. RefSeq names its product CCM2 scaffold protein (gene Ccm2). NCBI's taxonomy places the organism in Eukaryota, Metazoa, Chordata, Mammalia, Rodentia, Sciuridae. The record is from RefSeq and is a predicted model, not a curated record. Gene Ontology annotation, biological process: heart development; vasculogenesis.
AAAACUGUAAACAAGUGCAGUGGGCUUUGCAGAAGGAAGCUGUGGUUUCUGGUCUUCCUGCUUGCUCAUGUUUUUUUUCAGAGGGAGGGCUAACAUCUGACCAUAUUUUUCUACAAGUUCAAGAGAGAGUAGAGAAUGCACCAGAAGGUGAGGAACCAGAAUUCCUCCAAAGAAAUUGCUCCUCAAACUGAGUCUCCAACGGGGUAUUCCAUGGAGAAUGAGCCUGGAAUUGUGUCGCCAUUUAAACGAGUAUUCCUAAAAGGUGAAAAGAGUAGAGAUAAGAAAGCCCAUGAGAAGGUGACAGAGAGGCGCCCUCUGCACACUGUGGUGCUGUCAUUACCCGAGCGCGUCGAGCCAGACAGACUGCUGAGCGACUAUAUUGAGAAGGAGGUAAAGUAUUUAGGUCAGUUAACAUCUAUACCAGGAUACCUGAAUCCCUCCAGUAGGACUGAAAUCCUGCAUUUCAUAGACAAUGCAAAGCGAGCCCACCUGCUUCCUGGACACCUGACCCAGGAACACGAUGCUGUGCUCAGCCUGUCUGCCUACAAUGUCAAGCUGGCCUGGAGGGACGGGGAGGACAUCAUCCUCAGGGUGCCCAUCCACGACAUUGCUGCUGUCUCCUAUGUUCGAGAUGAUGCCGCACACCUGGUGGUCUUAAAGACAGCCCAGGAUCCGGGUAUCUCCCCAAGCCAGAGUCUGUGUGCGGAAAGUUCCAGAGGCCUCAGUUCAGGCUCCCUGUCGGAGAGUGCAGUGGGGCCAGUGGAAGCAUGCUGCCUGGUCAUCCUGGCUGCAGAGAGCAAGGUUGCCGCUGAAGAGCUAUGCUCCCUGCUUGGUCAGGUCUUCCAGAUUGUUUACACGGAGUCCACCAUCGACUUUCUGGACCGAGCAAUAUUUGAUGGGGCCUCUACACCCACCCACCACUUAUCCCUGCACAGCGAUGACUCUUCCACAAAAGUGGAUAUUAAGGAGACCUACGAUGCAGAAGCCAGCACCUUCUGCUUCUCUGACUCUGUGGAUGCUAGUGGCCUGCCGCCCUUGUCCUUCUGCAUGCAGGCAUCACCCCACGGCAAGACUGUCAGUGAGAGUGAGUUGAGCACCAGUGCCACAGAGCUGCUACAGGACUACAUGCAGACGCUGCGCACUAAGCUGUCGUCGCAGGAGAUCCAGCAGUUUGCUGCGCUGCUACAUGAGUACCGCAAUGGAGCCUCCAUUCAUGAGUUUUGUAUUAGCCUACGGCAGCUCUAUGGAGACAGUCGCAAGUUCCUGCUGCUUGGUCUGAGGCCCUUCAUCCCAGAGAAGGACAGCCAGCACUUCGAGAACUUCCUAGAGACCAUUGGUGUGAAAGACGGCCGUGGCAUCAUCACUGACAGCUUUGGCAGGCACCGGCGGGCCCUGAGCACCACAUCCACCUCUACCACCAAUGGGAACAGGGCCACAGGCAGUCCCGAUGACCGGUCAGCACCCUCAGAGGGGGAUGAAUGGGACCGCAUGAUCUCAGACAUCAGUAGUGACAUUGAGGCGUUGGGCUGCAGCAUGGACCAGGAUUCAGUGUGAUGGGCAAUGGAGCACCCAUCCCUACCAUCCCAGGCCGCCCCAGGAGUUGACCUGAGUAUUAGCCCUUCCUGCUGGCUAGGAGCUGGGGAGCGGCUGCAGGCACAGGUGGCCCUGGGCGGCCAGGUCCUCUACUGUGAAAGAGCACAGAGCUGCCGCAGGACGUGCCCUGAUCCAGGGCGGAAGGCUCUGUGCCUCAUCCUCUGGGGCUCAGACAUACCUUGCACCUCCUGCUCUGGGAGGGCCAGGCCAAGCUGGCAAGGAGAGCCAGUCCUGAUAGCCUGGCUCUGGACAGCUGUCAAUUUUGCACAUGAUGUUCCUGUUGUUAACUCUCAGAGACCUUAAAAAAUGUUUACUACAAUGUGAAUAAUUUAA